Molecule: messenger RNA, 604 nt
Organism: Paraphaeosphaeria sporulosa
Lineage: Eukaryota; Fungi; Ascomycota; Dothideomycetes; Pleosporales; Didymosphaeriaceae
Exons: 2
Coding region: 1-555 (184 amino acids)
Source: RefSeq, a predicted model, not a curated record
AUGUCAACACUAUCCUCCCCUCGCGCAGCCCAAUACCACCAGCCUACUACCCACCCCCAGUCCACCCCCUCCGACCCCUCUGUCCAUCCCUCCUCUAUUCCCCCCUUCGUCUACCGCGUCCACCGUGCACGCUCCCAAACCGCCUACGACUUCAGCACCGGCUUCCGCGCCAAAAACCAGACCACCAUCAUCAACCAACUCUCCCACCUCUCGCGUUUCGGUCUCGCCCACCUCAACCAGCAAACCAACAUUUCGUCCCCCUUCAUCAGCGUGUAUCGCAGCCAGGUCCACGCAGAGGAGGUUGCACGCUACUUUGCGCGGCUAUACGACGAGGAUACGUGGGUGGUGACGAUCGAUACGAAUCACUUGAGCAGGGGCCCGGUGUUCUGGGCGGGGAACUUGCUCGAGGGACAGGAGAUGACGGCGAGCCAGACGUGGUUGCAUGAGGGGGAGUAUCUCUGUUUGUAUCGGAUUAGUCCCCAGGCUAUUCGGGAUCAGACGAGAGUUGUGAGGAAGGAGGCGAGGAGCUAUGGUGUUAUUGGGGGACGGUGCUGAGGCGGAGAUCGCUUCGGAGACAAUAUGGGGUGGAAGGGAUGCAAAGGAC